This is a messenger RNA of Pipistrellus nathusii (Nathusius's pipistrelle), 5949 nucleotides long. Lineage: Eukaryota; Metazoa; Chordata; Mammalia; Chiroptera; Vespertilionidae. The record is from the annotation of a GenBank genome assembly.
AUGUCACCCUUCCUAAAUGACGAAGAGGCCAGGAAGAUCCUGCAGGUGCUGGAGAGGAAUGAGGAGCUGAAGAGGGCGGAGAAGGAGAGGAUCAGCAAGCUCCAGAAGACAAAGAGGGAUAUCAGAUGGCUUCAAGGAGUGACUGGUGAAUGGUUUGAAGAAAUUCAAAGAAAAAAGUUUUGCAAUGAAACAGAUGUUAGCCAAAUGUUAAAACAACCCCUUACAUACAGGCUGAGGAAGGGGAUGGCAGAAAAUGAUCCUCUGGAAUUACAAACAUCCAGAUCUAAAAGCAUACCUACACCGAGAGACCCAACACCCGUUCCUUCCCGGCUGAGCUUCAGAUCCUCCUUUGCUUCUCUGUUCUCAUUCAGAAAACCCAGGAAGGACAUUUGGAAGCUUCAGGGGCCGGGACCGAAAGGGUGUGACCGCCAUGCAGGACCGCCUGUGUCUGUGAGGGGAGCUGCUGCGCAGGCAAAACGAUAUAAUUCACCUCCGGAAAACCGACCAGUGGGCAGUGCGUUUGUCCCCAGGCCAGCAGGCAUGAGGGAGGGAAGCCAUGUGCCUCCGUGGGAUACUUCUGCGCUGGACAAUGAGUUCUUCCGAGUUUUAGAUGACUUGGACAGCACUCUGGCUCAGGAACAGUCUUCAAGCUCAGUGAAUACAAGAACGCCUCUCGACUAUGGGUCAAGAACACAGUUCAGUCAUUUUUACUCCAGUGGGAACCAACAUGGUAAUACCACAGGAAGGCACAAGAACCGCUCUAAUGAAGCUUCUAACAUGUCCAUCUAUGACAUCCUCAGACCAGGAGCCCCUAGAGAAGGUUUUAGAACCUUUUCUCCUAGAACAAGGUCGAUCUAUGAUAUGUACAGAACAAGGGAGCCCAGGGUUUUUAAAGAAGAUUAUGCACAAAAGAAUGCUUUUGGCAGCACUUCUCUGUGUUUUGACAGCAGGCAACGAUUAGCCUCCCCAGCUACAGGGCGUUUCACGACAAGAAGCAUACAUUUUCCAGCCACUACUCAGAACAAGAGUGGAUUUAUAGCACCACGCCACCAGCAGAGCCCAAAGAGAACUCCUUUAUCAUCCAUCAUAUGGAAUAGACCAGAUUCUUCUAGAGAGAGGCCGACCCAGGAAGAGUUCCCGAGGGCACCGUCACCAAUGGAAACUGACCCUGCUGACCAGUAUAUGUAUCCCAGGUGUUUUCAGGAGAAUAGGAGAUAUGAAUUUUAUCAUUCACAGAAUAUUUACCAAAAUGUAAGUUUAAAUUCCUCCAUGGAUAGCACAGUGAGUCCUGACCCAUUUGAGAACUCAGAGAACAUGCCAUUCUACCAUCAAGACAACCCAUUUGCGAGGUCUUUUUUUAGCAAUACCUUUGGACGAAGCAGGCAACAGAGAUUUAGACAAAGUCCUUUUGGGGUCCAACAGGAAGAAUAUUCUCCCUGGUCUGGCUUUCGUCAAAGUAGGAAACCUUUCGCUUCUGACAGAGACUUUGAAAUGACUUCCCCUGAGGCAAAUUGUGCCUCAGCUGGCCAUGGCCAUCAUGUUUCUUCCCAACACUGGGCAUCAUUUUCACCUAGUUACAGAACAAGUAUUUCCAGAGACCAAGAAGAGCCAUAUCCCUGGCAGUUUGGUCCUUAUACAUCUACACGGGAGAGCAUGGAGGUGUCACAAGGUAGUGGAAACCAGAUGGCUCAUUUUGGCAUACCAAAUAUUUGCUCCACCAAAUCUAGGAGGUUAGAAUGUCAACAGGGCAGUUCUCCUGCAGAAGUACGUGUAAACAAAGAACCUUACUCAUUUGGAACUGCUUCGACUCUGGCAUCCUCCUCAUUCAGAAGUUCCUUCCCCCAAAUUCCUGAUGACAAAGGGAAUCGUCAGGGUCCCAACUUUCAGGAUCCCACAGUCACUUGGCGGAAAAUGAAGCCUGCCUCUCUUCUAAUAAGAAGCUACACAGAAGUCACUGUGACCAACAGCGAUUCAGUUGAUUCUCCACCUCUUAUUCAAAGCCAACCCAAUACCUUGGCCACAGAAGUGAAUGAAGAUAAGCAAGACUUGAAUAGAUCUAUUUUGGAAAAAGACAAACAACUGAACAAGAUGAGCCAUACAAACACAACAAGUGAAAUGCCCCAACCUGUUUCGGAGACAAUAAUCUCUAAUCCUUUAGCUGAUGUUCAGAGUCCCCUCUCCCAGGACUCAGCUAAAACCAAUGGAUUUGUUCUUAAUGCAUCUACCACAGAAAGUUCAAAAAAUUCACCCCACAUCAUUUCUGGGAAAGAUGUUUCUGAAAUUCAUAUAUCACAGAGAGGUAAGGCCAACGAACCAAAGAAAGAUAAAAGUUACACCGAAAACAGAAAACUUGGCCCAGCAACUUCCUUUCCUUUGAUUCAGGACAGCAGAAUACCAUCAUUGUUUCCCAGCCCAAGUGAAGGUGGUCACCAGGCACUAACAGUCAGUAAUGAAGAUAUCUCAAGCACUAUUGAAAGUAGCCAGUGGAGCCCUGAAUCUACUGGUGAUCAAAAUGCACCGUCGCCAGAAAUGUCGGCUAUUUUAGAUACCAAGGAAGAACAAUGUACCGACACUCAUUCUACCAAUGGUAGCAGGUCAACUGCUGGCCACAAUAUCCCGCGUGAUUCUUUAGGUCUGCCAUCAGGUACAGAACCAGAUCGUUCACCAUCAAAUCAUUUUUUCCUUGAUGCUCUGAGAGUUCCUUCUACAUCAGUGUUCUCCGGGAAAGGUCUUUCGGGCAAAGAUCUGUCUCUGGGAGAUAAAGAAAACGAAGACAGUAAUAGCAAGCAUCAAAAUAAUCAGUUUACCCUGAGCCCUUCAGAGAAUGAAUGCAGUGAAGCUGGUUUUAUGUCUAUACACAACGAAGCGGUUGGUGUCAAACGCCAUUCACCGUCUCCUUUCAGGGCUGGGAAGGGGAGAGGAAAAGUAAGACGGCGUAUAUCCUAUCUUGAAAGGUUGAGCAAAAUAGAAAGUAAACCAGCGCCCACACGCGGCAGCAGUAGCCUCGCUGAGGUGAAUCCAAGUGAUUCCAAGCCUCCUGAGCUUCACACAACUUACGGCAGCUUACCAAGAACGGCAGCCAGUUCCCUCAUGAGUAGCAGGAAGUCAGAAAGUAAGACAAUGGCGCCUUCCUUGAGGAAUAAGCCACUUCCACGCCAGUCUGAAACGAAUGCAGACGGUCCGAUAGGAAGAGGCACGUCCAACAAAUCCAGCCCCAGCUCUUCAGAGUCAGAAAGCAGAUGUUCCAAAGUAGUUUCAGACUCGGCCUCAGCUGGGCCUGAAGCCACAGAGAGAAUGACAAACACUGGAGCUGCAUUCAUUAGAAGAAGACCCAUUCCAUUCCUCAUCAAGAGGGCUGUGUCAUGUCCUUUAGGGGUACCAUCCACCUCGCUUGGAAAAGAUGAAAGAGAAAAAUGCUUGAUCACAGACAUGGAUGCUUCUGCUGUAACACCAAGACCUUGGGAGAAAACCAUUAACCCUCUGGAAAGUGACUCGUCUGCUAGGGAUUGUUCUUUAACCAAAAGACACCACCAAAAGGACCACUGCCAAGAAGGCAUUGAAAAGGCUGGUAAAAUCACUGCCUCCAAGACAGGUACAUUUCCCCUUUCAAAUGAAGACCCUUUACCUUUUUCUUCAGACAUGUCAGGGGGGGAAAGUGGGGAAACAUUACAUAAAGUUAAGACUACUACAAGUAUGUUUUCUGUUUCUGGUGAUGAAGAGAAUGUCAAGUGUCUUGAGAUAGUUUCAAUAUAUUACACUCUACCAAGGAAACACAGCAAAAAAUUCUGUAGCCUCCUCCAAAAGUACACUGAAAAUAUCGACUCACUCACAGAAACAAGUAAAGUGGCAUCUGAAACAUGCCCUAAUAGUUUAGAAAAAGAGAAUCUAAAUUAUUCUACACUAGAGCAGUCAGGAACAACGACAUCUGAAGACCUAACAUCUCAGGGAAACAGCCUCUGCCUCUCUCACAUUGAGAAUGAGACUGUUUUACAGUUACCAAGUGUUGGGCCCUCAGAGCCUACACUACGGAAAAUGGCUUCUAUUGAGGUAGAUGUUUCUCUUCAUAAAGGAGAAUCUAAAACUAAAGAGAUUUCCCCGGAUAAUUUAGCUAAAACACCUUUAGGCGAUUCACAAAGCAAGAAAAAGAGGCGGGGAAAGUUGCAAAGUGAAACCCUGCAUACUUCAUCAAUGCUUCCGGAGAAAAAAGUCACAGAAGAGAAAUCUGAAAAUUGUCAGCACUCCAUUAAAUCUGCUAAUAAUGGUCCUUCUAAUCCUCCAGCCCGUUCAGAAGGGCACGUCAAAAAUCUGAAAACCAGACGUUCUGGAGAGUGUGCAAGUGGUGGUACAGCCAUCCCACCUACUGGAAGCUCAAAGUGUCUUCAGAAAGCCAUCACAGGCAUCCCUAACGAUGACUGCUCCGAAGGAUUGCAGCCUAGGAGAGUCAGAGGAGCAGAUUUCCAAGAAGAGACUGAUAAAGCCCUUUCUGACUCAGAAAGCCAAGUCUUUGCUCUUACUCCAGCUUUGUAUAAACUACAUCUUGAUGAGGAGACUCAUUCAAGAGAACGAGAUUUAGACAGUUUGCAGUCGGAACCCAGAGAACUACCUCCAAGAAGUCAGGAGGUAACUCUGACAAAGAAGGGGAAGGCUAACGAUGGAACGCAGGGGUUGGCCUGGGAUCAACUCUCACUUCCUGCAGGAAGCAAUAAAAACAAAACCAGUUUGGAUGACCCAGAAAAAGGGAAAAGCAGAUCUUCAGUUAAACACAGAUUGGCAACCAUGUCCAGAGCAGGCAGAAAAUUUCCAGCUAAAGAUGGAAGCCCCAGAAGACACAUAGCUACUAUCUUCCCCCCAAGUGAGACCUGCUCUGGCUUCGGUGGUUUGUCUCUCGCUCCCCCAGACUGCAAUCCACUGUCCCCUGAGCCUACUCCAAAGUCCACAGAAUCCAAAGAUGAAAGCAAGUUGCAUAAUGAGGGGAUGGAUGUGGAGAAAUCUGAGGACCCUUUCCAGAUUACUAUAACAUCCAACAGAGAAGCUCCGACGCCCUUAAGCAAUCUGAAGUCUAACAGCAUUUCACAACCACGUCAGAAUGAGUUUAGAAAUGUCUCAGAAUCAUCACCAAGGUAUGAGACUUCUAAAGAUGUCACAGCAGUUCAGAGUUUGGAAAGAGAGUCAGGAGCCCUAGCCCAAGCCACCUUCCUGAGCCUCAGAGAAGCUCAUUUCUCCAGCCAUCCAAGGAAGCUGACCCCUCCUCUCCCAUUGGAGCCUGCGGAGAAAUCCACAGGAAGCAUCCCACUGGCCAUUUGUCAGCAACAACAAAGGAGCACUGCCUGUCAGGAGUGGGGACCUGAGCCACACCCCUAUCGCUCAAAGAGUCUAAAAAAUAUCCACAUGCACGGCAACCUGCUACGCAAAAGUCACCCUCCCAAAGCCAGGGAGCGCCAUUUUUCUGAAACCACGUCUAUUGACCACGCCCUGAGCCGCCUGACCCUUGGGAAUGAGUUCCCUAACAACAGUGAGUGUGAUCGAAGAUUCAAAUCUUUUUCUGGACGUUCCUCCUGUGAUGAAAAUGGAAGCUGGGCUUUGCAGAGUGGCAGGACGGAAACGGGUCCCAAGUCAGCAACCUCUAUAUCCAGACCCAUUGACUACGGGAUAUUUGGGAAAGAACAGCAGUUGGCUUUCUUGGAGAAUGUAAAGAGGUCGCUCACACAGGGAAGGCUAUGGAAACCAAGUUUUCUGAAGAACCCUGGCUUCCUGAAAGAUGGUAUAGUUCACCCUCCUGAGUCAUCGAGCUCAGAUUCUUCCAGCAAUGUGAUGCCAGAAGGUGGCCUAUCUCCAAAUGUUCCACUUAAUAUCUAUGAAGAGGAUCCGGUGGACUCAGAUUGUGACACAGACACAACCACAGAUGAUGAGUACUACCUGGAUGAAAAUGACAAAGAGUCAGAACUGUGA